Molecule: messenger RNA, 1692 nt
Organism: Spodoptera littoralis (African cotton leafworm)
Lineage: Eukaryota; Metazoa; Arthropoda; Insecta; Lepidoptera; Noctuidae
Source: the annotation of a GenBank genome assembly
UUUUAAUUUUUAAUGUCAGUCUUUUAUGUAUUGAUGCAAGUCGCAUCACUAAAAAUGACGUACAUUCUUGCUUGUAUUCAAUUCACUUCACUCGCCCACCCACACGUUGAGUUUUGAUAAGGAAAGUAUUAGUUUGUAUUUAUUCUGGGCACGUCUUGUUACCAUAAUCGCCACAGUUCUCGGCUAUGUUGCGGUCGCCGGAGUAUGUGCACAGCAGCGGUUUCUCUGUGCCAAUUGUAUUGUGAAGUUGUGUGAUUGUGGACGGGCGUGAGCUUGCGGGGCACUUGCAUACAUGUUUUGUAAUUAAUUUGCACGCCCACUUCGCGGUCGACUGUGGUGGUUGCUGUGUAAGUGAUGGUAGUGAGCCGAAGGUAGAAAAAGUGUGGAUUGUUGUUAAAUAUGUCGCUGCAGAAGAGUGUGAAAAGUGCGGGAGGUGAUAGAAGCGAGCAGGGGGAUACAACAUCGAUAUGUUCGUCGGUGACAACGCAGCCGGACAGGCACGGCUUCUUCGGAGGUGCUCAGUACAGUCCAGAACCCAAAAGGACUGUUUCGCCGAGCACAAUACUGAAGCGUGAACAGAAAUGGCUGCGCAUGCUCAACAAUUGGGAGGCGUUUAUGAGCAAGAACUACAAAAAAGUCAGGGAGAGGUGUAUACCAGCAUCGGUUCGCCCAAAAGCCUGGCUCUACCUCUGUGGUGGGCAACUAUUGCUGGAAAAGCAUCCGAACGAAUACGAAGAGCUGCUGCAGGCGCCCGGAGACCCGAAGUGCAUGGAAGAUAUCAGAAAGGACUUGCAUCGACAGUUCCCUUACCAUGAGAUGUUUAUCCGAGAAGAGGGACUUGGACAACAGGAGCUGUUCUCAGUGCUGAAGGCGUAUUCAGUGCUGAACCCCAAGGUGGGGUACUUCCAGGCUCAAGCACCGGUGGCCGCCUUCCUACUGAUGCACAUGCCAGCUGUCCUCCAACGCGACGGCGAUAUCCUCCACGCCCUCCUACGCCGCACGGCGCCGGCAGUGCACCGUCACUUGGUGAAACACAAGGUCGAACCUGUACUGUACGCUACGGAGUGGUUCCUCUGUGCCCUCACUCGCACCUUACCCUGGGACAGUCUACUGAGGGUCUGGGAUUGUUUCCUCUGUGAAGGAGUUAAGGUAUUAUUCAAAGCAGCGCUAGUGAUCCUAGCAGGUGCCCUAGGACCGGCGAAGGUGCGCAAACGAGCGUGUGGUCUAUGCGAGACCUUGGAAGUGUUACGUCACCCUCCCGAAGGUAUACUGGGAGAGGACUACCUCAUGUAUCAUAUGCAACGACUCAACCUCACCGAGGAGGACUUUGAGUUCGAGCACCAGCGUCAAACCGCUAGGCGGCGUGCCAUGCCUAACAGAAGUGGCAGCUGAUUCAGCGACUGUUCCUAUAAGCGCUAUUCCAAGAAUAACGCGAGGGAUCUGUUCAAUACUCUGUAAGUUGAGUGCAUGGACUAUAUGACAAUAAAACAGUAAGGUACGCCAGCGGGCUGUACCAGUGCUUUGUGAUAGUGAGCGUAACGCACGACCAACUGACGACUGAGUGCAUUAAGUCCGAUAGAAUUAACGACUUCAACUCGUCUUGUAACAUAACCUUAAAGUAAAAAUAGUUCUCGAUUCAAUGUACAGAUGUCGCCAGGUUGGAGCUUUGUAUGGACGAACUGUCACUCUUAA